Lactuca saligna is the source of this 963-nucleotide messenger RNA. The record is from the annotation of a GenBank genome assembly. Lineage: Eukaryota; Viridiplantae; Streptophyta; Magnoliopsida; Asterales; Asteraceae.
AUGGCCGGAGAAAACCCACCAAUGAUAGCACUCAAUUCCGACGGUUCUUACACUCGCAAUAUAUCCUUCCCAUCAUCCCAUCCCACACCAGAUAAAGAUUCCGACACUCCAGUGCUCAGCAAAGAUGUAAUCAUCAACUACAUUAACAAAACCAGUGUUCGAAUUCACAUCCCGAAAGAAACUGUAAUCUCCAUGGAAACUCCUUUAAAAAAGCUCCCUCUCAUCGUUUACUUUCACGGUGGAGGCUUUGUUCUCAUGAGUGCAGCUUCAACCAUCGUACAUGAUUUCUGUGACCGUCUGGCGGCCGACCUCCCUGCUGUGGUGGUGUCGGUUGACUACCGCCUAGCUCCAGAAAACCGCCUCCCAGCAGCCUACGACGAUGCUUUGGAGGUUUUGCUUUGGAUCAAAUCAGCCCAAGAUCCAUGGUUGACCAAUUACGCUGACGUGUCGAAUUGUUACAUGAUGGGCACCAGUGCUGGCGCAAACAUAGCAUACCAUGCAGGUGUACGUGUAUCACACCGACUUCACGAGCUUGAAUCAUUGAAAAUCAAAGGAUUGAUCUUGCACCAUGUGUACUUCGGAGGGGAGGAGCGGACGCUGUCGGAGAUACAGCUGGCGGAAGCCGGGCAGUUGACUCUAGCAACUUGUGAUUUCAUGUGGGGUUUGUCGCUGCCGGUUGAUGCAAGCCGUGAGCAUGAGUAUUGCAACCCGAUGGCGGGUGGUGGUAUGGAUGAUAUAAGUCGGAUCAAGGAGGUGGGUUGGAGGGUGAUGGUGAUAGGUUGUUCUGGUGAUUUGUUAAUUGAUCGACAAAGGGAGUUUGCGAAGACUUUAGAGUUGAAGGGUGUGGAGAAUAAGUGUUUGUUUGAAGAAGGUGGUGACCAUGGGAUUGAAUGCUUUGACAAAUCGAAAGCCAAAGAUUUGUUUAAGUGGAUUUCAAGUUUCAUGUCAACUAAUGAGACCUAG